This is a messenger RNA of Euleptes europaea (tarantolino), 1528 nucleotides long. RefSeq names its product solute carrier family 19 member 2 (gene SLC19A2). Gene Ontology annotation, molecular function: vitamin transmembrane transporter activity. NCBI's taxonomy places the organism in Eukaryota, Metazoa, Chordata, Lepidosauria, Squamata, Sphaerodactylidae. Gene Ontology annotation, biological process: vitamin transport; transmembrane transport. The transcript is spliced from 6 exons. The record is from RefSeq and is a predicted model, not a curated record. Bases 1 to 1497 code for a protein of 498 amino acids. Gene Ontology annotation, cellular component: plasma membrane.
AUGGAAGCGCAGGGCGCUGCGGGCGGGCUCCGGUCCCGGGCGUUGCCGCCUCGCGGCUUGGGGCUGGCCCCUCGCGGCUGCUGCUGGGCGCUGCCCACCGCCGUGCUGUGCUUCUACGGCUUCUUCGCCAACCUGCGUCCUUCGGAGCCCUUCCUGACCCCUUACCUGCUGGGCCCGGACAAGAACCUCACCGAGACGCAGGUCUUCAAUGAGAUUUAUCCAGUAUGGACUUACUCUUAUUUGGUGCUGCUAUUCCCAGUCUUCCUGGCAACAGACUAUCUCAGAUACAAGCCUGUAAUCCUCCUGCAAGGACUCAGCCUCAUAGUGACAUGGUUUAUGCUGCUCUAUGCCAAAGGACUGCUGGCUAUUCAGUUCUUGGAAUUCUUCUACGGAGUGGUGACUGCAACAGAGAUCGCCUAUUAUUCCUACAUCUAUAGCAUUGUGGACCUGGCCUUGUACCAGAAGGUCACCAGCUACUGUCGAAGCGCUGCCCUUGUAGGUUACACGGUGGGCUCUAUCUCAGGACAAGUCCUCGUGUCUGUUGCUGGCUGGUCUCUGUUCAGUUUGAAUGUGGUGUCUCUCACCUCCGUGUCUGUUGCCUUUGCCAUGGCUUGGUUUCUGCCCAUGCCGCAGAAAAGCCUUUUCUUUCACCACCUCUCAAGCACCCAGGUCAGUAAGGAAACGAAGAUUGUAGAUUGUAAAAAUGGAGCAGUCUUCCAGGAUGAUCCUGCCUUAAAGAGGGUUCCUGGGUGGGACGAUGUUGAAUCGAAGGUUCCCCUAAAUGUAGAAGAGCAUCCUACAGAGCAGCAGGGCCAAAAAGUGGACGUCGUCAAGGUUAUCAAAGAGCUCUGGAAAGACUUCUUGCAAUGUUACUCUUCACAGCCUCUGCUCUGUUGGUCCGUGUGGUGGGCUCUGUCGACGUGUGGCUACCUACAGGUCAUAAACUACACUCAAGGCUUGUGGGAACUGGUGCAGCCUUCUCAGAGCUCCGAGAUCUAUAAUGGAGGCGUGGAGGCUGUUUCCACACUCUUGGGAGCUGUGGCUGUCUUUAUCGUGGGCCACAUAAAAGCAUCUUGUGCUACUUGGGGAGAGAUAGCCUUAGCACUGUUCUCCCUCUUCAUUGCAGCUUCUGUUUAUAUCAUGGACACAGUCCGGAACAUCUGGGUGUGCUAUGCUUCCUAUGUAAUAUUCCGGAUUAUCUAUAUGCUGCUCAUCACCAUUGCAACGUUCCAGAUUGCUACAAAUUUAACUGUAGAGCGCUAUGCCCUGGUGUUUGGUAUCAAUACUUUCAUCGCCCUGGUGCUACAAACUCUGCUUACCUUUAUUGUCGUCGAUUCAAAAGGGCUUGGGCUGCAUAUAUUUACACAGUUUAUGAUCUAUGCUGGUUAUUUUGCUGCCAUCUCAGCAGUGUUCUUCAUCAGCGGUAUGUGCAGUAUUGUCAAGAAUUACCGGAGACAAGAAGAGAGGAGUGAUCAAGCUGUGGCAAGCAUUGCUUAGAAGCAAAUAUGGACUUUGCACCUGUGUCAGA